AUGACAAAUGUUAUGUUAUGCUACGUUAACUGUGACGUUACCCAGGUGAAGGUUUACGGUGACAUUACUCAGGUGAAGGCUUACUGUCACCUUACUGAGGUGAAGGCUUACUGUGACGUUACCCAGGUGAAGGUUUACUGGGACGUUACCCAGGUGAAGGUUCACAGUGAUGUUACCCAGGUGAAUGAUUACUGCGACCUUACUCAGGUGAAGGUUAACUGUCACCUUACCCAGGUGAAGGUUUACUGUGACGUUACCCAGGUGAAGGUUUACUGGGACCUUACCCAGGUGAAGGUUCACUGUGACGUUACCCAGGUGAAGGUUUACUGGGACGUUACCCAGGUGAAGGUUCACUGUGACGUUACCCAGGUGAAGGUUCACUGUGACGUUACCCAGGUGAAGGUCCACUGUGAUGUCACCCAGGUGAAGGUUCACUGUGACGUUACCCAGAUGAAGGUUUACGGUGAGGUUACCCAGGUGAAGGUUUACUGUGACGUUAUCCAGGUGAAGGUUCACUGUGACGUUACGCAGGUGAAGGUUUACUGGGACGUUACCCAGGUGAAGGUUCACUGUGACGUUACCCAGGUGAAGGUUUACGGUGACUUACCCAGGUGA
This is a messenger RNA of Pelobates cultripes (western spadefoot toad), 615 nucleotides long. The record is from the annotation of a GenBank genome assembly. NCBI's taxonomy places the organism in Eukaryota, Metazoa, Chordata, Amphibia, Anura, Pelobatidae.